AACAGCAGCUUCUCACAUCCUCACCCAGACCACACACCUUCCGCACAAGCUUCAGUGUCACCUAGCCUCGAGCCUCCGCUUUCAAAAUGUACUUCGCCCGUGUCCUCGUCACCCUCGGUCUCCUGACUGCCUCCACCAUGGCCUGCACGGCCGGCACUUGGUCCUGUGGCAACCAGAACGGCGCUCCCGGCCCGGACGGCGCUGUCUAUGAGUGUGACUCCACCGGCAACUGGGUCGAGACUGCUCUGUGCGGCGGUACUACGUGCUGCUUCAGCACUGGAAGCAACGCCGGAUGCUCGUGCUAAAGAGCCCAAAGACUCACGAGGUCUUGUGGAAUCUUGCAGGCACAUCUGGGAAAGAUCACGGACUAGGUGGAGAUCAUGGUUUUCUUAGUGUUCCUUGCAGUCUCUCGUAACGUAUGAGAAAUACUGCAGUGUCGGUCGUUACAAUUGUUGAUGAUAUCGACCGGGCCCGGUCACAUGCAGAUUAGCAACGAAUCAAACAUUUU
Molecule: messenger RNA, 508 nt
Organism: Cryphonectria parasitica EP155
Lineage: Eukaryota; Fungi; Ascomycota; Sordariomycetes; Diaporthales; Cryphonectriaceae
Exons: 2
Coding region: 87-305 (72 amino acids)
Source: RefSeq, a predicted model, not a curated record